This is a messenger RNA of Dracunculus medinensis (Guinea worm), 1065 nucleotides long. The record is from the annotation of a GenBank genome assembly. NCBI's taxonomy places the organism in Eukaryota, Metazoa, Nematoda, Chromadorea, Rhabditida, Dracunculidae.
AUGUUAGCCAAGCGAACAAGACUGCACUCAAUGGAGGAGCUUAAUUAUUCAUUGCGGUGUCACAGACCUGGUCGAUUGGCGGCUGCCAUGGCGAGUUCAGAAAUAAGAGAAAUGGCACAAUCAACUGAAGAACAACAGUACACAGAUGUUAACCAGGUUCAUCAGUGGAUAUUGGAUCUUAUUGAUCCCAUAAAAAGAGAAAACGCACUUCUUGAACUGAGAAAAAUUUUAAAUCUUGCCAUAAUCGCUUCAGAUAUUUGCAGUAAGAGACGCAAUGUUGUGCCGGAUUUGGCCGUUUGGCUUUGGUAUACAUCUGGUUCUAUGGCUGCACUUAUAUUAGAAUUAAUAACGAUAUAUCCAACGAUAACAACGCCAACUCUAACCGUACGGCAGUCAAAUCGUGCAUGCAAUGCUCUUGCGCUCAUGCAGUGUGUUGCAUCUCAUAGAGAAACUGCAAUUCAUUUUCUUGCCGCACAUAUUCCGCUAUUUUUAUUCCCGUUUUUGCACACAACAUCUGAAAGCAGGCCGUACGAAUUUUUGAGACUCACAUCACUCGGAGAAGUAAUUCAGUUUUUAUUGACAACGGAUAUUAUUUCUCUAUGUUUACAAAUUAUGAAUACUGGAACUGAACUCUCCAAAACGGUGGCAACAUUUAUACUUCAAAAAGUUCUUUUGAAUGAUGAUGGAUUGGCUUAUGUUUGUCGCAAAUAUGAAUGUUUCCUACAAGUUAUUAUGGUUUUGAAGAAAAUGGUAAUACAAUUAGCCCAGCAACAAUCACUUCGACUUCUUAAACACAUCAUUCGUUGUUAUAAUCGUCUUUCGGAAAACCCACGGUUAAUUCUUAAUCCAUUUCCAAAUUCUUCAAACUUCGAAAUUUUCGAUCAAAUAAUUAUUUCUUUAUUUAGUGCUACACAAAUCCUGCGGCAGUACAUCCCCGACCAGCUGAGAGAUGGCACUUUUAACCAAAUACUUCAAGAGGAUAAACUUACGCGACACUGGCUUACCCAGCUGCUGAAAAAUAUUGGUAAAUUCCACUGGAAUAUUUUGAUCAUUCAAACCUUUUAA